AUGAACUCGAAACGACCUCGACCCGCGGACGAUGCGGAUGACGAUGCCUUGCCAGCUGGGAAGAGACCCAGGAUCAUUCAUCACAAGCUCAAGCACAAACAGGCCGCCUAUGUCGAUCCCAUGAUCGCGCCUCAGGAUGAGGUCUUCUUCCAGAGCCAGCUGCUGCGCGCAAUCACCCUCCAACUCGGCGCGGCAGGCUUUGACAGCGCAACGCCAUCAGCGAUGGAAUCUAUUCGGGCUCAAGCCGAAGAAUUUAUGCUCCACUUCCUGAGAACCGUGAAGCAAUCGAUGAACGCAAGCCGCCGAAACGAUGCGAUUCCCCAAGACUUCAUCCACGCACUCACACGCCAAGGCAUCACGCCUGCCGACCUCGUCGCCCACCUCGACCAGCCCUUCCCAGCGGCCAUCGUCCAGCCACCCAUACCCGCACCCGAGCCGCAGGAGCCGGCACCACCGGAUCUCGAGGGCAUGCUAGGCCCUGAACUAUCAGGCGCCACAGAAAAGCAGGCAAGGAAAUGGAUCCCAAAACACCUCCCCAACUUUCCUAGCAAACACACAUAUAAAUCGACACCCGUAUUCAGCGAGCGCAUAAAAGACCCAGGCAAGAUUCGAGAACGUGCAAUACAGGAGGGUGUGCUAGCAGAGAAAGCACUACGCAAGCUCAUGGCAGCAGAAAAGCUGGGUGCGCAGAAGAAAGGAGCGAAACGGAGACAGGGCACGCAGCGACAGCGGAGCGACGAGUUGUGGCUCGAGGCAAUGAAGGUUUUGCAAGAAGAUGAGGACAAUGCGGCGAGGAAUACGCUGAAUGAAGAGUUUGACGACUUCAGUGGGGUAAGAGAGACCCAGUUCGAGUCGCAGAAGUCUACCCGGGAGGAAAUGUUUGAGGGGAUGCAGGUCAAUUACGAUAAGAAAUUUUGGAGGAAGGCCGCAGCAAGGACUUGA
Messenger RNA from Mytilinidion resinicola, 942 nucleotides. RefSeq lists its product as uncharacterized. Gene Ontology annotation, molecular function: protein heterodimerization activity. The transcript has 2 exons. Gene Ontology annotation, cellular component: transcription factor TFIID complex. Gene Ontology annotation, biological process: transcription initiation at RNA polymerase II promoter. The record is from RefSeq and is a predicted model, not a curated record. The coding region runs from base 1 to 942 and encodes 313 amino acids. NCBI's taxonomy places the organism in Eukaryota, Fungi, Ascomycota, Dothideomycetes, Mytilinidiales, Mytilinidiaceae.